UCCACUGUUUGUUUUUCAUUUGUGAUGAACGUAAGCUCUUUUUUGGAGAUUGCCUUCAAUAGUUUAAGUUAUAAUCACCAAACAUGUACAGUACCGAUCAAAAGUUUGGCUGGUACUGAACAUCAAGGAAAAGUUAAGGGCCGGGUCAAUUAAUGUAGUUAUAGUCAUCGUACAGGUCGUCGUUGACUCUCAGACAAAGACUGACGAUAAAGACUAAAUAUCUCUCACCUCUGCUCGGGACAGCAUGUAAACCCUGUGUGUGUGUGUGUGUGUGUGUGUGUGUGUGUGUGUGUGUGUGUGUGUGUGCGUGUGUGUUCCAUACAUCGAUGCAGCAGAGUAGUUAACUUUCAUGUCUCACAUGUGUCUUUUUUACUUCUCAGCGUAGGUGGAACACUCCUCGGCCUUGUUCUGACAUGUUUAUGCUCUGCCUCCUUCACUCAUGCUGUCAAACGGCUUUCCUCCCUUUUCCAUUUAUCACGCUGUGACCUCUGUGUUAUGCCGUAAUCCAUUUCAACACGCCUUUUCUAGAAAAAUGUGUGCUUGAGUUUGCUGUUGUUCAAGCGUUGUGUGUUUCUUGUCUCAAAAGGAAAGACUGAAUCCCCAAGUAGAUUACUGACUAAAUAUGAAGAUGGCCUUUUCAUCAGAGAUGCACCGUCUCCCUGUGGUCCUCCUCCUCUUCUGCGUCCCCCUCACCUGUCUAUGCCAGACGGCCAGCGGCAACUCAACUGCCGCCGUGACCACCUCGGCUCCUUCUUCAAAUGUGACGCUCCAAAAGAGCGUGCCGGGCUGCGGCAGAGAACUGAACCCCGUCUACAGGGACCUGUGCGACCGCCGCGCGGCGUGGGGCAUCGUGGUGGAGACCCUGGCCUCUGCGGGCUUCCUGUUGAGCAUCGCUCUCCUCCUGGGCCUGCUCGUCUGGUCCCUGUGGAUCUGCACGUCAUCGAGGAGCCAGCGCAGCAGCAUCGGGGGCACGGUGGCCAGCAUGACCAUGUUCUUCUUGGCCACGGCUGGGAUCUUCGCCAUCACCUUCUCCUUCAUCAUCCUCCACACCCCUGAAACCUGCCCCACCAGGCUCUUCCUCUUCAGCGUGCUCUUCGCCCUGGCCUUCUCCUGCCUGCUGGCUCGCUGCCUGGCUCUGCUGGGCUUCGGGGCGGCCCGCGGCUGGGGGGAACCCGCCUUGGCCCUGGGGCUCUUCGCCGUGCAGGUGAUCAUCUCCACCCAGUGGCUGAUUGUGGUGUUGGUCCGGGACAAGAAGCCCUGCGAGUACAGCCAGGAGGAGUUUGUCAUGCUGCAGAUCUACGUGCUGUGCCUGCUGGCCAUCAGCCUGAUCCUCUCGCUGCACUUCCUGCGCCGCUCCUGCCUCACGUACAGCUACAGCUACGCGGGGGCCGUCCGCCAGCAGGGCCGAGAACACGCCGCGCUGCUCUUCGUCACGCUGCUGCUCUCCGCCUGCGUCUGGGUGGUGUGGAUAGCGAUGCUCGUCAGGGGAAACCCCGAACUGGGCCAUCGGCCUCAAUGGGACGACCCGGUGGUCAGCAUCGCCUUGGUGACCAAUGGCUGGGUGUUACUCAUUGGCCACGGGUUGUCCCAGGUCGCCUUGUUCUGCCGGGGGGAGGCCAAAUCCAAGGAUAUCCCUCUGAGCUUCGCAGGUUGGACCAGUCCCAGCGCCGACAUCCCCGGGCUCGCCAGCCAGAAGCACGGGAGGGAAAACGGAAGCUUUGAGAGUGACAGUGACAAGAGCAGAGGCGGCAGGCUUGAGCAAUCUCUGCGAUCUCCCUACGAUGGAUUCUCUCUGUCAGAGAUUGACACAGAGAGAGAUUACAACAUCCCUCGCCCGCAGACCACCAACUAUCGGGAACCUUAUGAAUAUUAAUUAAAAACGUUUCCAUGUGUGCCUACACACAAACACACAAACUGAUCCAUAACACAAAUCCAAACUGGGGCUCACUUAUGUGCACCCGGCACAUCUUCCUCCUAUGUUUCGUUUUCUUGUGCAACUGUAAAUAAUAUACAAUAGUAUUUGAAUUUAAAUGUGCCACUAGGAUUUAAAAUAUAUUUUGUUCCAAAAAGAAUUAAAGAGUUAAAACAAAACAACGGACUGAGCAGAAUGACUCAUGUGCUUGAUUUCCCCUGUGGAGGCUGCACGGGGUGCAGAUUGUCCAUCUUUCUUCUGAUGGGAAACCACAUAAAAAGCUUCCUAGAAGAGUCUUCAUGAGCGCGCACGUGCAUGCGUCUCUAAGAUGGUAUGUAAUGGCCCCCAGGUGAUAGGAGGUGUCAAACUGUCACUCUGAAGGUGCCAAACUGCUGAGUGGGGCAGAGGCUUCCGUGAACAACAGCGAGGAGGGAGGAGUGAGGAAGGGAGGAAGGGAGAUAAGAUGAGAUAGGACACCACAGGAGCGAGGAUGGAACCGUGGUAGCCUCGUAUCACGACUGCUUAACAUCAUAUUCAGAGUGACGUCACAGGCGCGAGGCUCUGCCAAGUUUAAACACUGGAUGUUUUCUGCAUAAAACCGCUGAGGUCCCCAAAGACGCCCUCUACUCUAA
Molecule: messenger RNA, 2544 nt
Organism: Pungitius pungitius (ninespine stickleback)
Lineage: Eukaryota; Metazoa; Chordata; Actinopteri; Perciformes; Gasterosteidae
Product: G-protein coupled receptor family C group 5 member D
Exons: 3
Coding region: 623-1873 (416 amino acids)
Biological process (GO): G protein-coupled receptor signaling pathway
Cellular component (GO): plasma membrane; signaling receptor complex; extracellular exosome
Molecular function (GO): protein kinase activator activity; G protein-coupled receptor activity
Source: RefSeq, a predicted model, not a curated record